This is a messenger RNA of Marasmius oreades (fairy-ring Marasmius), 699 nucleotides long. RefSeq lists its product as uncharacterized. The record is from RefSeq and is a predicted model, not a curated record. The transcript has 2 exons. The coding region runs from base 1 to 699 and encodes 232 amino acids. Lineage: Eukaryota; Fungi; Basidiomycota; Agaricomycetes; Agaricales; Marasmiaceae.
AUGUCCAAGCUAUCCUCGAGAGUUUCGACCUCUUUCUUGGAUCGCUUUCUAUGGAAACCAGAACUUGGCACUGAACCGACCUCAUCUGACUGGUCUUUUGACGGAGACAUGCUCGAUGACAUCCAGAGCGGGAUCUCCUAUGCAUUCCUUUGUGCAAACGAUACCAACACUGUUAUCGAGAAAACAGUCACUCUCCUUUCCCCUUAUCAUGGCGGAAAUACUGUCAUUGAUGCGGUGCUACGCAAUACUGCGCAGAAGGAAAACGCAGACGUUUUGGUGCUCGAUUCUUUGGUGCUAGCGGCAGGACGAUUUGGCGCUCUCGGAAAAGAUGGAGCUUUUGUUGAUGCGAUCUAUAGCCGUCUCCCUAUCGAACGGUUCACCGACGUUGAAGAUAUUCAACAAUUCUUUCCCGAUCUACUGUUGGCCGGUUUUGAAACCACACCUUCGGAUUCACUACCACGCCGGGUUAUCUAUGUGAGAGACUUUGGCACGAUCGCCUGUGCUGCAAUUCCCCUUAUGAUCUUCAUCUUCCGCGCCAUCAAAAACCUCCGCAACGCGCGUAAAGCGAAUUUGAUAGUCCUGUUCGGGAGCUCACGACCGCUUGGAAGGGAAGCAUGCCCACACUAUUACGAUUCAGCUCGUGGCUUUUACACGUUUAAUUGGACCUUUGAAGAGUCGGGCAUAUGCUCGGAUGAUUGA